Molecule: messenger RNA, 1804 nt
Organism: Xiphias gladius (swordfish)
Lineage: Eukaryota; Metazoa; Chordata; Actinopteri; Istiophoriformes; Xiphiidae
Product: coiled-coil domain-containing protein 134-like
Exons: 7
Coding region: 302-991 (229 amino acids)
Source: RefSeq, a predicted model, not a curated record
GCUCGCUGUCAUUCGUCCAAGGCGAGCCAACCGGUGCGAUCGUGGCGCUGGCGGAGUGGAGCAGCGAGAGCCGCAUGUAAAUGAACACCUCCACCUCCCUGUUGUUGUCACCUGAGGAUCUAGAGGGGCAGUGGGUGUCCUGUACCCCUAAACGGCGAGCCGACCUUUAACGUGUUGUGUGGAGAUAAAAAGCUUAAACUGCACUACUUUGGAGCAAACGCUGUCAGCUAAUCGCUGCUGUGCGUCGCUGCCGUUUCUCCCUACAACACGAAGAGUGCCUCUCUGCCACCCCCUGCUGACCAUGCAGAGUGUGUGCGCGGUGCUCGUGGCACUUGCCGCUACCGCCCUCAGCUCGGCAGACCCCGACAUGCACAGACCGAGACAUGACUCCAACCUGGAGAUCUACAAGCGGCUUUUUGAGACCAAGAGGAAAGAUCAGCUGAAUGCGCUCAAGAAUCUGGUGGAGCUGAAUGACAUCAACCAGCAGUACAAGAUCAUAGACAUCAUGCUCAAAGGACUCUUCAAGGUGUUAGAGGACUCAAGACAAAUCCUGGUUGCGGCCAACAUGCAGCCUGACGACCCCUUCCCCAUGGAUGAUAAGAUCAAAGAAGCUUAUUCCCAUGUGGUGGAGAAUACAGCAUUUUUUGGCGAUGUGGCAUUGCGUUUUCCCCGUAUUGUCCACCACUACUACGAUCGGAAUGCUGACUGGGGUGAUCUGCUGCGCUGGGGGCUGAAUUUCUGUAACCAGACAGGGGUUUUCACAGGAGGAGCCCAUCAACAUGUCCUCACACUUAUGUCACAGGAGCUGGGAAUAACAGAGAAAUCCCAAGACUUUAUAAACCCGUACCGCACAGAGAGAGACGAUGUGCUUCACACUGCAGAGGCUUUCCAGAAGAUCCUGAGGGAGGAGGAGAAGAGGAGGAGGAAGGAAGAGAAGAGGAAAGAAAUCAGGAAAGGCCCUCGCAUCUCCCGCUCUCGCACCGAGCUAUAGCGUGCCUCAGUGCUUGUGCAGAGCAGGGAGGAGAAGAAGAAGAGGAAGAAGCAAACACACAGUCCACAAGGGACUUGACUUGUAGACUCAGAUGACAGUUAGGGAAAUAAAAGCUGCCGUCACUUGUACAAAAGCCAGGUGGUCUGCUGAAAAGAAGAGAGGCACCCUCAAUGUGACACAAAGUAAAAUAGAGGUGGAGGUUAGUCAGACACAGGCCUGGAUUGCUGUACUCUUACAGUAAUUUAUAAUUGGAAAAUCUAAUGUUGUAUAAGGGGUAAAAGAUGUUUCUGGAAUAGGAGUUGAUAAGGGAAACUCAUUUUUGAUAACUUGAGGAUUACAUAACUGUACUUUGGAAUAUUAGUAAUUUUAGUAUAAUAUAUUUGCUUCAGAACUUUGCAAAACCCUAUUGUAUUGCGUCUGGUCUAGAUUUAAUGUGUCAAAAGCUCAAAUGCUUCAAAUACAUGUGGUUGCCAAAUAUAAAUUUGACCUCACCUCAUUAAAAUGCAACCGGUUUUUGGUUAGCUUAAGCUGGAUUCAAUGAUGGAAUAGGGUUUUUUCUCCUUUUUUUCAUUUUUUCAUUCAUUUCAUCUUCUUUAUUUUUUUUUUCCCUUCAACUGAGAUUUGUGAGAGAGAUUUCUAGAGGGAUGUUUGUGAAUAAGCAGAUUUAUGUUCUUACUGCUGGUCAAAGUUGUAAGGACACCUCUCAUGUACUCCAAGUCAAAUGUUUUACACCCCCCUAUUUUUCCAGUUUUUAUUGAAAUUUAAGCAGUUCAAGUCCAGUGGAUUGCCUUAAAUGGUACAAAGGCCAGCAGU